UCGAAGAAAUGAAUGCUUGGCACUGCCCUCUGAUCUCUUGUUCCCACCUCUUAAACCACCAUCUUUAAGAUUUACUGUUCUAUUUAUAAAAGCGGCUGCCACCUGCUUUCUUGCCAUACUUUGCAGCAAUAUAUACUGCUUGGAAGAACAAAGGCCAGAAAGUUAAAUAACUUACAAAUUUGCUAGUUAAAAUUGGGGGGCAUGAGGGCAGGAGUGUCUGUGGAAUCUGUUGCUUGGCAACUUUUGACGAGCCCAGUCAAUUACUUCUUGCCACUAAAAGGAAAUUAACUCCUCAUUAUGCAGAGGGCUUGAAAAGUCACCCAGAGCAGGCCGUCCAUAGCCAUGUCGCACUUUCUCUACUUGACUCCACAAAUUCUCCUGCCCUUUAGCCCUCUUACUUCUCAGGAGUUUGAUCUGAUCAGACGCAAGGCUGGAGCAUCUUGGCAGAAUGAAAGGAGAUGGUCAGAUUCUUCUCUGACAACCUACAAGGGCAGUUACCGGAGGAAAGAACUGGAUAAAUCUACAAGCGGCCAAUUUUGUUUGGAAGCAGGAAAGCAGAGGCCUGAGUGUCGCCAGAUGUCAUCGCCAAAGGCCUCUGCCUACGGCCCCGCACUCUGCAGGGCUGAUCCCCAAGACACUGCAGGUGGUAAAGGACUAUUCCCUCAUAUAACCAGUUCCUUUAAAAAUCCACCUGAUGUCAAGCACAGAGUGGCACACCAGAUUCUGUUUCGUGAUCUUUCUCCAGUGCUUCCAAAUUAUGAAAAAUCAUAUGUGAGAACGAAAAAACCAGCACCCGAGAACCUGGUGAAGGCCAAUCAACGAAGGACAGACUUCCUGCUGAGAUGUCCACGGCAACCGCGCACUUCGUCCAGCAAGCCCGAAUCGUCUGAGGACUCGGAUGCUGAUCAAUACUACGUUUACAGCCUGGGAGGACCGUUGUGGUAAUUCCGCGGAGUCGGAAAACAAAGCCACAAAGCCACACGCCCGGGAGUUUGCCGAAUUACAGGCUGGGAGGUAGGAGCGGGCCUUGCACCACCUGGACCUUGGCGGGCUGCCUGUCUUGCACCCUUCCCUGGGCUUCCAACGCCUUCAUCCCUCAUUUUUCCCCCUUCUCUUUAUCGGAAGAGGGGACAAAUGUUAUCGUUACCGUUAUUAUUAAAGUUUCCUUUAAUAUAAA
Messenger RNA from Eptesicus fuscus (big brown bat), 1177 nucleotides. It is a transcript of the gene C6H4orf51, whose product is annotated as chromosome 6 C4orf51 homolog. The transcript is spliced from 6 exons. NCBI's taxonomy places the organism in Eukaryota, Metazoa, Chordata, Mammalia, Chiroptera, Vespertilionidae. The record is from RefSeq and is a predicted model, not a curated record. The coding region runs from base 343 to 945 and encodes 200 amino acids.